This is a messenger RNA of Dreissena polymorpha, 2942 nucleotides long. RefSeq names its product transient receptor potential cation channel subfamily V member 1-like. The coding region runs from base 3 to 2159 and encodes 718 amino acids. Lineage: Eukaryota; Metazoa; Mollusca; Bivalvia; Myida; Dreissenidae. Gene Ontology annotation, molecular function: calcium channel activity; protein binding. The transcript is spliced from 15 exons. Gene Ontology annotation, biological process: calcium ion import across plasma membrane. Gene Ontology annotation, cellular component: membrane. The record is from RefSeq and is a predicted model, not a curated record.
CAAUGUCACUCAAACCAAGAAGUCGAGUAAGUCAAGGUCGAUUAUGGCGACGGAAGAAGGUUAAGGAAGACGACGAGGGGAAUAUUUCUCGUAGAGAAAUGGACUUUACAAAACAGACAAUGACGCACUCUGGGUCAUCUGCCUCGGGACUAGGGGAAGAAGCUGCAUCGGACGAGUUUCAAAAGGAGGUUGCAAGCAAAUCAAGUACGCUAUUGAUAGGACGUCAAGAAGCCGAAACCGAGGUGUACGCUGACCUAAUCGUGAAACAAACAGGCAGCGUCGAUAAAGCCCUAUUGUUCGCCAUUACGAAUGUUAAACUUGAAUCCAAGUUACAGGUAGUUGUAAACAGUUUGAUUAAUCGUGGAGCCAAUACUUCUCCAACAUACAAUGGCCUCAAAUCACCACUACAUUAUGCGGUUGAGAGAAACAUGAAAGGCAUAGCUGUCAAAUUGCUAGAAAACGAUGCUCCGCCACACGCUCGCGACAAAGAAGGCAAACUUCCUCUAGAAACAGCAAUGAACAAUCAAAAUGACGAUAUGUGCGCUUUGCUUUUAUCGCACAUGCCAAACAGUUUUGUCCGAAGUCUUUUUUUGGAGAGUUCAACGAAACCGGCGGAGUUUUCAUUUCACAAACUACUUCGCUCGGGAAUGAUGAGAACCAUUCAGUCAGUUCUUGACUGUAUGAUUGAAUCGGAUCCUUCCAGCGAAAGCAUCCGGGUCUACUACAGCAUCCUGGAAUGUGACGAUGAUGGUCGAACUCCCGAUCAUAGUCAUUUUAAUCCAGAAUCAAAGUCCUGCCUUCAAAUUAUUGCCAAUCAAGAAAACAAGAGUAUUGCCUACCACGAUGCAGUUCGUUUACUGACGCAACGCAAAUGGAAGAAAUAUGCAAGGCGUCGUUUUGAGUUCAACGCUUUCCUCUAUCUCGUCUCAUUGUUUUGUUUGACGAUUGCCGCCGUGAUGGCUGUUGAAUCUACGGAACCCAAUUCAUACAACGGCGCACGUGAAAUUGGCCGUGCGGUAAUCGAGGCCAUCACUAUCGUAAUGAUUGUUAUAACGUUGCUAACAGAGGCCAACCAGCUUCUUAGACAUCGGUUUGAAUAUUUCCAUGACACCUUCAACUGGUUCGAUUUAGUGUCCUCGAUAUUGCUCAUCUGCGUUGUUCCCUUGCGAUUCACCGCAAACGAUGCCCAGUGGCACGUGUUUGCGUUCGGAUUUCUCUUAUGGACAAUGCGAAUCUUCAAAUUUGCUGCAGUAUUUAGACAAACCGGUGCGUAUGCGCAAAUCUUGUCGCGAAUUCUUGCGUACGAUUUCGUUCAGUUCGGGGUUGUCUUCUUGGUUAUUCUGCUUGCGUUCAGUGUCUCCUUCUAUCUGUCUCUUCGAGGUGAUAUGGACCUUCAUGUUCACAAUGAAACAAGUACGUUUUGGGGCAUACUAUUUGUGGGUAUUCGUUCAUUGACGGAGGCUUCUCCAGUUUUGGAAUAUUCUGGAGAAGAUGGCUACGGCACUGUCAGCGUAAUACUGAUGGUUUGCUUCCUGUUCACGUGUAUAGUCAUCCUGCUGAACAUUCUCAUUGCCCAGAUGUCGGACACUUACCAGAAGGUGCAAGAGGAUGCGCAGCGAGGACUUGAGGUCAACCGAGCAUGGAUCGUGGCCCGCGUAGAGCUCAACAGCUGCCUAUGGGGAAAUCACUCUUACCAUCGUAAAACUUACUACGUUGAAUACGAGGACAUACCCGACCUGAAAAACGUUCUUUCCAAGUGGGAGUCGCCUCCCUUGAAUGAGAUGAACAAGUACAUUCGAGACAUCUGGGACUCUUUAAACAAUCAUAAAUUGAGUCUUCUAACGGUUCAGCAGAGACUUGCUCGACAAGAAAUUACUCUGCGAAAUAUUGCAGACCAGUUACAAUAUCUAACCAAUACAUCGGGCAAUCAAAUAACAUCUGUAGGCCGACCAGCAUUCUAUCGCAGUGAGACUGAAGGACAUGACAGCGCCAAUAAGCUGCCAUCAGUUAACAGCGGAGACAUAAAGGAUGACAUCAUUGAUAUCCGGGGAAUAAUAACGCAUGACAGAGUGAACGAGAUUGUCUUUGGAAAAAAUAGCUGUGUGAGUCAAACAACUCAAAUUCCGCUUGCCAAGUUACAAACAUCUGGACUUUCGUAAAGCGCUGAAAAUUGUAUCUCGUCCAAAACAAAAUGUGAGCAACACGAUAGUUCACACGAAGAGGCUUCUUCGACAGCUUUAACGUCAGAACGACGCAAACAUUUGCAGAAAAACGACGCCCUUUCAACAAAUGAUAUCACCAUUAUCUUGGAUAAUGAUGAACAUUUUGUAUGAAAUAUGAAAAAUCUGACAUGGUCUGGAGGAUUUAUCCGAUAACCCAUGACAAUCACAAAGCAUGUGCAUCCCACAACAGUACAAAAUAUUAAAAACUGGCCAGUCUAACCUACUCUAAUAAAAUCUAAGCACAAAAAAAUGAAACACAUUUUAUAUACUUUAAGGGAAUAAUUUAAACAUCUAUUAUGGACUGUUUAUGUAUAUUGUAUAGCUGUGUUUAAUUGCAUCCUGCAUAAACAAGUUUAAUAGCUAAACCGAUAGCUAUAAUAACGAAUAAGUAAGCUUGAUGUUGACAAUAAAAAGCUAGACAUUUGAACAAAAAAAUGCAGUCAUGCACUUGUUUUAGUUAUAAAUUUUAUGUUCUGCUUGAGUAUGCAAGGGUGGUAAUCGAAUGCUCUUUUACAAAUGUUUCCCUAAGCAAAUCGUCAUAAAUGGGCUUAAUUACCCAUGUGGCAAUCUGAUACUUUUUGCAGUUACAGACAGCUAUACCAAUCCAUGAUUAUAGUAUCUCCAUAUAAUUGAAAUAUCAGAAAAUAAUGCGUUUUCUAUUGUAACUUGGUCUAAGGUCGAUUUCAAUUUCAUUGUAAAAUGUCAAUGUUUGAUUUUAAA